This is a messenger RNA of Acipenser ruthenus (sterlet), 602 nucleotides long. RefSeq names its product acyl-CoA-binding protein homolog. Lineage: Eukaryota; Metazoa; Chordata; Actinopteri; Acipenseriformes; Acipenseridae. The record is from RefSeq and is a predicted model, not a curated record. Gene Ontology annotation, biological process: fatty acid metabolic process. The coding region runs from base 147 to 413 and encodes 88 amino acids. Gene Ontology annotation, molecular function: fatty-acyl-CoA binding. The transcript has 4 exons.
AUCCAACCAAUCACCAUCCACCUGCAACGCUAUCAGGCCUCGAGCUAUUCUUGCAGAAUUAAAAUAAAAAAAAAGAUUUAAAGGAAGGGUAAGUGAAGAGGUUUGAAGAAGGCUGCAGUCAAAGCCAGAACGGUUUUCAGAAAAAAAUGUCUCUGCAGGCUGAAUUUGAGAAGGUGGCAGAGGAUGUGAAGAAGGUGAAGUCCAGGCCAGAGGAUGAGGAACUGCUGGAGCUGUAUGGGCUCUACAAACAAGCCACUGUCGGAGACAUUAAUAUAGACCGCCCUGGAAUGUUAGACAUGAAGGGUAAAGCUAAAUGGGAUGCCUGGGACGAAAGAAAAGGAAUGUCAAAGGAUGAUGCCAUGGCAGCCUAUAUUGCUAAAGCAAAGGAGGUCAUUGACAAGUACGGGCUGUAAAGAAAAGUAUAACCACUGAAGUAGUAUAUAAUGCACCUGUUUAAUUUGCAAGUGUAGGCUACCCUGUAGUACUGGGGGUAUUUCUUCUAAUCAUGGUUCAACAAUGGAGUUUGUUUCAAACACACUGUUCAUUUUAAAACCUUUCAGAAAUGUACUAAACAUAAAUAAAACUUUUUUUUUUAAAGUUGU